Drosophila ananassae is the source of this 8578-nucleotide messenger RNA. RefSeq lists its product as uncharacterized. Gene Ontology annotation, cellular component: cytoplasm; nucleus. The transcript has 6 exons. The record is from RefSeq and is a predicted model, not a curated record. NCBI's taxonomy places the organism in Eukaryota, Metazoa, Arthropoda, Insecta, Diptera, Drosophilidae. Gene Ontology annotation, biological process: regulation of transcription by RNA polymerase II; cell fate commitment. Bases 1555 to 5268 code for a protein of 1237 amino acids. Gene Ontology annotation, molecular function: RNA polymerase II cis-regulatory region sequence-specific DNA binding; histone deacetylase binding; DNA-binding transcription repressor activity, RNA polymerase II-specific.
GCCCGAUCGCCGGGCUCGGAAAAUUCGCACGGGCGGACAGUUUCGCAUUCUACGUGCGUACAGUUUGACGAUCGGACCUCCUUUCUAGCCACUUGACUUUAUACGGGGGAGUUUUGCAAACAAUAUUAUAUAUCAUACUAUAUAUAUUUAUAACAUAUAUCCAUACUAGAUUGGGUGAGUCCAUAACCAACCCUCCUCUCGAAAAAAGAAACCCUUAAAAGUGAACUUCCUGGUUGCGGCAAUGCUUGGCCAUCAACUUGAUUGGGGGGCUCGCGAUAAUAGUUUGAAAUUAUUGGGUAAAGCUUAGGAGAGCCAGAUAAGAUUAGUAGUUCCAGGUAUUUCCUGAUUAUGGUAUUUCCUGAACACCUCCAAGGAUCCAAGGGGAAAUCCCGUAAAGCUCCUUUCCAUUUGUUAUCUGUCAUAACUUCCUCAUUUCUAAGAAGGAAUCAGCCUUGCACAAUAAAUUCUUGAUUGCGCAGCUGAAAAUUUGUGAACAACAAAAUAAAUGCAAAAAAAAAAAGUGGAAAGACCAUUUGAAAUAAUCAGGAAGCAACCACCAAUGAACCACCGCUGCAACCACCAGACGCACCACCGAGGCAGAGUAAAAAAGCUUUCGGCCGGAAAGCGUUUUCUGCCAAUCCCAACCCUCUCGCGCUAAAAACUUUCCGAGCUCGAAUCUUUGGGAUGCGUUCGUGUUGCAGUGAGUGAGUGCAUAAAUGCCGGCAACCGUGUCUCUCUGUGUGUGUGUGCCGCUGCAGUAGUGUGUGUGCAUGUGCAGUUUUUCGAGCUUUUUUGGGGUCUAUGCCGGUUGGAUGUGGGUCAGUAGUAGGAACUCUCAGUUGGCGGCGUCAACGUUUUCAUAGCUCUUCUUCACAAAAAUAAAAAAUAAUAAUAAUUAGGAAUAAUUAACAAAUAAAAUAAAAAUAAAUAAUAAAAAAAAAAAUUGGCCUGAAUCUUUGUUCGUGUUUUCGUUUCCAAAUUUUUGGUUUUUAAAUUUCCGCCUUUGACCUGAACCGAAAAGACAACCACCUAUGUCAUUGUUCGAAUGAGAAUGGAAAGUAGAACUACCAGCAGGAGGUCCGCCGUAGAUAGGAAACCCAGGCCGGACAGCCGGAGAAUUGUUCCGAGGCGGGCGACGGGCCACACGGCGUAUGCGUAACGAGACGAGAACGAAACAGAAAGUGAUGCGUAAUUUGCGGGCCCAACCGAAAAGAAUCGAAUUAAAAAUAUAAUAAAUAAACCAAAUAUUGAUGCCAAUCAGUGCGAAAAUAAAAUCACUAAUUAGCAGUUCCGUAUUAAUUAAGAAUCGGCGAAAAAAAAUUAUUGAAAAUAUCCAAAUAAGCUGAAAGCGAUGUAAGAGAAUAGAAACACAAAUGCAUGAGCAGAACGAGAGUACAAAAUGCAGAAAAACGGCAGCCAAAUUAAGGAAAAUAAAUCAAAUCAAGUAGAACUUCAACUAGCAGAAUAAGCAGCAACCACUAAACCCACUAUAUAUAUACAUAUAUAGGAAUAUAUAUAGCGUAAGCAGAGCAACACCAUCUAGCUGUAGUCACCAUGCAUGGACACCACCACACUCAUCUGCAACAACACCAGCAGCAGCAGCAGCAACAACAGUUGUCCCAGAACCCACAGGGACAGGAGCCGGGAGCCGCCAUGAUGAAGGCAGCGAAUCAUCCACUCAGCCAUCCCCAUAACCAUGCCCAGUCCCACCCACAUCCCCAUCCCCAUCCGCAUCCACACCACAAGCUGUCGUCGGCGAGAAGGGCGCGCAGUCGCAGUCGAAGUCGCAGUCCGACGCCGGACGGCAAUCAGGACUACGAUGUGACCAGGAUGCGGGAGGAGGACUUCCAGCGCCUGGCCGUCUACCUGGUGCCGGAUGUCCAGGCCGAGCGGGGGCUGCCCAAUCGGGCGGACAAGACGCUGCCCCGCAGCCUGACGCUCAAGUCAUCCAUGGUCUACUCAACGCCAAAUGUUAAGACUGAAGGAGUUUGGAGCAGCGGUGUCAUCCCACGAGGCACUCGCUUUGGCCCAUUCGAAGGCAUUCCAACCUCAAACUAUCCCAAUGAUAAGAAUAAGGCGCGCUAUUUCUGGCGGGUGCAGGGAACACGCCACAUAACCUACGGGAAUAUUAAGAUCUUCAAGGACGAUGACUACUACUAUCUGGAUGGCUCGGAUCGCUCGCAAUCCAACUGGAUGCGGUACGUGGCCUCCGCCUACAGCCUGUCGGUGAUGAACCUGGUGGCGUGCCAGCACCAGGAGAACAUCUACUUCUACACCACCCGCGACAUCCUGCCCAACGAGGAGCUGAUGGUGUGGUACUGCAAGGACUUCGCCAGUCGGCUGGGCUACGACGUGGAUCCCGAGCGGACGAUCUUCGGUGCCUGCAAGCAGGCGGUGGAGGAGGAGGUGGACGAGGAAGAGGAGGAAGCGGAUCCGGAUGCGGAUGAGCGGGAGGAGGUCGAGGGUGAGGGUAAGCCGCAUUACUCCAUGCCGGCUCCCGAAAUCCCCGCCGAGGUGGCGGUGAGCCACAUCACCUACGUGAUGGGCCUCCAUCUGCCGGUGGGUGCGGGAGGUGCUCCCGGAGCCACGCCCCCUCCAUCAGGCAGUUCAACGGGCAGCGGACAGUGCUGCCGCCGCUCCAGUCCACCCGCCCAUGUCAGCACCACCUCCUGCAACUCGCACCACCACCAGCAGCACCACCACCACCACCCCCACAUCCAGCACGCCAGCCGCCACGCUUCGGUGAUCAUCGGACAGGAUCGAUCGCCGAUGGCCAACAGCGACAAGGACACAGCGGGAUCUCCGCUGUCCGGGUUGGACCACCAGAUGACCCCACAGGACGGCAGUGUGCGAUCGGUGCGCUCGGACGAGGGCUACCACAGCAACGAGUGCCACGAGGAUGGCCUGACCCCGCCCGAGGACUCCAGCGACAGCGAGAGCGAGCACAACUAUGUCCUGGACUGCUCCAAGAAGGCGAUAGCUCCCAAGGAGACAGUUAUUGCCCAGGCCCAGAAGCCGGGCUGCUCUCCUUCGGCAGUGACGGUCCUGACCAACACCACCUCGACGACGACUAACGCCUCUCUGGGCCACAGCUCACCCACUACCACGCCCUCUUGUGAGACGGACAAGAACGAGUACCGGAAGUUCAAGGUCAAGAUGCCGCUGAAGUACGAGUUCAAGAACAAGAGCUGCGUGAAACAGGAGCCCAACCUGAAGGAGAUGGACCAGGAGAUGUCCCUGCCGCCAGAGGAGGAGGAGGAGCACUCUAUGCACCCAGAACCCGAUUCCAUCUGCCCCUCGACCACCACCCACCUGGGGGAUGAGCAUUUAAUGAUUCUGGAGCGAGAAAGGGAGAGGGAGAGAGAGCGCGAGAGGGAGCGGGAAAGGGAACAUCAGUCCAACCAGCAGCCCGCCUCCUCGACGGUGAUCGUACUGGAGCAUGGCGGUCCUCAAACCCGCACCAUCGUGCCUCUGAGCAAGCCCUACUACGAGGCCGAUCCCCCGGGAGAGCGCUAUGUGCGAUUCGGACAGCCCAGCUCCAGCAUCCUGGAGACCAUCCUCACCAGCCAGCACCGUCUGGAGGCAGCUGCGGCAGCAGCCAAUGCUUGCCGUCAGGCCAACGCUGCCACGCCCCCGCCCACCUCGCCCACGGAAAUGGCCUACAGCUACAAGAAGUCGCAGCGUUACGGCAAUGCCGUGAGUCCAGACAGCAGUUCCAAUCUGGGCCAGAAUCCCGAGCAGCCAGGCGGUGGAGUUGGAAGUGGAGCCAAUGGAGUUGUGGUGGUCAGUGAUCCGGAAAUGACCAGGGCCACCCUGAUCAAGGGAGAGUGCUCGCCACCACCGCCCAGCCACCAUCACCACAAUGUGAUCUUCUCGCCGUCGCGGCAUGCCGCUUAUCUGGGAGCCAGCGAUGCAGGUGGUCACUCCCCCAGUCCCGGGUAUCCGGGAUAUCCUCACUACGGAGCGGCGGCCACCUCCACGUUCCACUCGCCGCCCCACAGCUCUCAUUCCCCCUUCGACCGCCAGUCGAACGCCUCGAGCGGCGCUGGUUCCGCCUCCAAUUUGCAUUUGCUGCAGAGUAGCACCCAGAUGCUGAACCACCCGCUGAUGCAGCCGCUCACCCCGCUGCAGCGCCUGUCGCCCCUGAGGAUCUCCCCGCCCAGCAGCCUGAGUCCGGACGGCAAUUCUUGUCCGAGGAGCGGCAGCCCCCUGAGUCCCAACUCCCUGGCGUCCCGCGGCUACCGAUCCCUGCCCUAUCCGCUGAAGAAGAAGGAUGGGAAGAUGCACUAUGAGUGCAAUGUGUGCUGCAAGACAUUCGGGCAGCUGAGCAACCUGAAAGUCCACCUACGCACCCACUCCGGUGAAAGGCCCUUCAAGUGCAACGUCUGCACGAAGAGCUUCACCCAGUUGGCGCACCUGCAGAAGCACCACCUGGUCCACACCGGCGAGAAGCCUCACCAGUGCGACAUCUGCAAGAAGCGCUUCUCGAGCACCUCCAACCUGAAGACCCAUCUCCGGCUGCACAGCGGUCAGAAGCCGUACGCCUGCGACCUCUGCCCCCAGAAGUUCACCCAGUUUGUCCACCUGAAGCUACAUAAGAGGCUGCACACGAACGACAGGCCGUACGUGUGCCAGGGAUGCGACAAGAAGUACAUCAGUGCCUCGGGUUUGAGGACACACUGGAAGACCACCAGUUGCAAGCCCAACAAUCUGGAGGAGGAGCUGGCCAUGGCCGCAGCUGCCACAUCGGAGUGCUUGGACAAAGACCACCCCGAACCGGAUUCCCGGGAGGCGUACGAGCAACUGCAGCAGCACAUGCAUCCUGCUGUGCAUCCUGGCUUGAGGCAUCUCUCCAAUGGCGGUCAGUCGCCUCCCCGUUUGAUACCCCUGGGUAGCCACAUGCCGCCACAACAACAGCAGCAGCAGCAUCAGCAACAACAGCAGCAGCAGGGCCUGCCCCCGCCCCACCUUCUGAUGGGCCAACAUCCGGGCGUGGGUCCAGCCACCAUGCUGCUGACCACCGCCAGUCAGCUGCCACCUCCACCGCCGCACCACCAGCAGAACUCCCCCAGCAGCCGGCUGCUGCAACAUGCCCACCCACAUGCCAUGCAACAAAUGCAACAGCAGCAGCAGCAACUCUCCCCCAAGGGGCUCAAGUCGCUGCCCGAAUCGGGGGUGUAUCUGCAUGGAGGUCAUGUGCAGGCCCAGGAGAGCAGGCCCUCGGUCAUCGAGUCCUCCAACCAGCCGAUGAUCAUCGAGUGCACGUAGGGAUUGGCUGGACCGAGAGACUUGGCUGAGCAGGAGACGACCAGAGGAAGUGAUGGAAUCCAAGUGCAAUAAAAUCAAAUAGAGUUAAGAACAGACAGGACGACAGACAGACAGAUACAAGAUACAAGAUACAAGAUACAAGAUACAGAAACAAGAACAGCGGCAGCAACAUACAGCAGCAGCACAAGUAAACGUAACGGUAUUAUUAUAUAGUUGUAUAUAUGGUAGUUAAAAGUCCCCCUCCCUGAACUCCCCCCAUGAAAAGAGUCCCACGUAAAAUUGAUCCUCCCCCCAAGCCCCUUGGAAAACUCAUUUUCGCGCUAUGAAAAAAAAAAACUUAGAUCUCACCAAUUGGCAAAAACCAGAAAUUCUUCUUCUCACCAUUACAUCAGCAUGGCAGGAGAGCAUCAGCAGUAAGGGCAUAUUAUUUUUGAUAAAUAUUUUAUAAAUAUAUAUAUAGAAAAUGAAAAUGAAUGAAAAAAUUGGUAAAUACCGAAAGCGAUUGUUAAUGGGAGAUGAAUAAAAAAAAGAGGAUAAAUGGAGCCGACAGAGAAGAAUUUUGGGAAAACGAGAGAAAAUGCAUUUAGAUUUGAUUUCCAAUUUUAGAUGAUUUACGAACCCGUUUUAUUAAUUCCUUUCUCUCAAGCUCUCUUUUUGUUUGUUUGUUCACCUGUUUGUUUGUUUGUUUGUUGAGGCGCGAGAACCUUUAGAUCUAGAAUACACUGCUAGAAAUAGAAGCUUGACUAAGGAUGUAUACAAAUACAUACAUACAAUACAUAGAUUCAAGUUGCCUUAUUUGAAUUUCGUUAGCACUGAACCCGCGAACAUUAAAAAAUACAGAAAUCGAAAUGCAGAAAUAAAGAAAUAUUUGCUUAGAGCCGAUCAUCUCUGUACAAUAAUGACAGAUCUUGAAAGCUUAAACAUAUAUAUACGUAUUUUAUAUAUGAAUAUAUCAUUAUUAUAUAUACGAAUAUAUAUAUAUUUAUAUGUAUUUUAUUAAAUAUACACAACCGGAACAGCAGCAGCAGCAAACAAAUGAAACUGUAACCCAGAACUGUAAAUACGAAAAGGGAACUUUAUUUCGGCAUCUGUUAAAUUAGUAUCGCCUAGCUAAAUAUAAUUACGUAGACCUCUAGGGAUUAUCAUUAUGAUUACUAUGAUUAUACAAACAAAAAAAAUAAGAAAAAAGAAAAUAUAUAAAAACUAAGCAACAUGAAAAGAAAACAAACUUAAUGAAAAACUUAGCUGAAAAAUCGGUGCUUUUGACUGUUUCCAUUUGUCCACAUUUACACUUACGAUUGUAUUUGUAUUUUGAACACACAUGAAUUAUAUAACACAUAAAUAUAUAAAAAAACAUUAUAUAUAUAUAUUAAAUAUAUACACGUUAGACUACAACUCUAGAGAUACUUUCCCCAAGUAACUACUUUGCGCCUUAAUCAUUCAACUUUCCUCAAAAUCCAACUCCAAACGAAUCCAAAAAAAUAUUUGCUCGUAUUGUACUUUACCAAAAUUACGCUCUCAAUUAGUCUUCGUUUUCGUCUGAAUAUAUAUAUUAUAAAUGAGAAAUCUAUAGCUAAACUUAAGCUUAUAAUCUUAAUGAGGCUGACUAGCGUUAAGUACAUCUAAAUAACCGAUUUAUCGCAUUAAAGCUAGCUCCUAAGUUCUGUAUAUUGUAAAAGCCCAGAGCCACUGAGCUCGGCUUCGAUCUGUAAGACACAACACCAAUUCGUAACACUUAAGUAUUUGUCUUGUAAAGUACGAGAUACGCGGGGCAUAUAUAGGGUUUUGGGGGAGUACGGGGCCGUCGAAUCCCGAUAAUUUGAGACUAAGACUAUGCAAAGUUUUUGUAUUUUUGUAUUUGAUACAAAGCAAGCAAGCAAGCAAGAGUUAGGAAAACGGUUGACGAUGAGAUGUUUUUAGUGAAGUAAGGCCUAUUGCUAAGCUAGCGUUAAGAUUUCUAAAAAUAUGCAAUAUUUAUACAUAUACGCAUAAUAUUUCUAAACAAAAAAAAAUCAAAACGCAGAAAAGAUGAGACAAGCCUACAUACAUGGAAAAUAUAAAAGAAGAUAAUCAAAAUUAUACACAAAAUUGAUUUUUUAUUUAUCCUUUGGUUUUAAACUCUCAUUUUGUUGGUUGUGCAAUCACAAGUAUUACUUUCUUUGUGCAAUAUUCAUCUAUUUAUAUUUUCAUAAUUUAUUUAUUUAUGUUUUUGAAUUUAGUUUCAAGAACUUUUGAGACACGUUUUGAGACAGUUACCGAAAUUGACUAAAAUAAGUAAGAUACAUAAUACUUUCCUAUUUGUGAGACUGAAUGAAUUACUAUAUAUACAAUACUCGUAAAGCGUAGACAAAACACACCCAAGGUCCUUGACAGGAUCCAGGCGGAAACCCAGACAUUUCGAAAUAUAUAUUUUACCGAAACUUUUGUUUGAGCAAGCACUGUAAAAUAUUACGAAUAUUUAGACAUAAAGAUAUAUAUAUAUAUUUAUAUACAAGGCACAGAUACAUAAUUGCGUAGUCGUAGAGAGCUAUAGCUAUAGCUGUUUAUAUAUACAUAUAUAUAUAGAUAAGCCUAUGGCCGAUGGCUAAAGCGCCCAACUUUGUACAGUAAUUGAAAUCUGUUUCAGGAUUCAAGAAACGUGACGACACAACGUAAAUUUAAAUGGAGAAUAAAUGACUGCUUCUUAGUGUUAUAAGUGACUCUGAUUUAGGUCGAACACACUCUUACACACACCCAUACACACACACACAAAUGAUUCAAGGAUCAAUUCUAGAAAUCAAAUCCAAAUAUAUAUUCCAUUAUAUAUUCAAUAAGUCUAUCGUAUACCUUUAUUGCAAAUCAAUAUUUCAAAUGUAUGUAUCUAUAUAAUUACAAUUAUCUAUAAUUCAGCCCUAUAUAGAUCAUGUAGAGCCUUUGUUAUGCGUAUACCCCUUAAAAUUGUUUCCCCCACUAGCACUCUAUCUCUCUUUCUAUCUAUCUUUCUCUCAUAUACACACAAAAUGUACAAAAUUGGUUCUCAUACUAAUAAUUGAAACAAAAAAUAACAAAAAACAAAAAUUAGAAAAAGAAACAAGAAAAACGCAGCGAAUUUUAUUUGCAAUCAAAGCUAAGCCCAUGAAAAAAUUGCAAUUAAAAAUAAUGAUUUUAAAUUCGAGAAGGAGAUUGAGUUUCUGUUCGAACCCUCUUGAAAAUUUGUUGAUUUUUACAAGCCUCAAGGUAUAUACACGCUUAUAUGUAUAUCACUCACCUCUUAUACCACAAUAAAUGAAAUAAUUGACUAUAUGCAUAUUUAAACGCCAAUUAUAUUGUG